UUAAGUUAUUUGAGUAUUAACGUUGUUUUCACUGUCUGCUGCAAAACUUUGUUCGUGUACCUAAAAUUGUGUUGAUAAAGUUCAUUCAACAUUCACCUUCUGCUAGAAAAAUGGCGGCUGAUCAUACAGUUCACGGAGUUCCUUCACUAUCUGCCAAAGUGGUUGGGUCAUUUGCUUAUUUGACUGUAAAAGACAGAUUGCCGACCAUCCUGACUAAAGUUAUAGACACAAUACAUCGCAAUAAAAACAAGUUUUUUGAAGAAUUCGGAGAGGAAGGCAUUCAGGCAGAGAAGGCAGCAAUAUCUCUGUUGUCUAAGCUGAGGAAUGAGCUGCAAACGGACAAACCAGUAUUACCCCUGACUGAUGACCUGGAAGAUGUAGACUCCUGGAACCAGUAUUUGCAGAGGCAACAGAGACUGGAAGGGGACCAGGAGCUUGUGAGCUGGUUCAAGUCUCCAUGGCUUUAUGUGGAGUGCUACAUGUACCGCAGGAUACAGGAGGCCCUCAGACUCAAUCCUCCCAUCAGUGACUUUGAUGUCUUUAAUGAGGGAAAGACUCAGAGCUUUUUUGAGUCUCAGCAGGCUAUGAUCGUUUUGUGCACAUACUUGGAGGGCAUGAGAAAGAACAUAAAGGAGCUUUCUAAAAGCCAGCUGUCUGAACAUUUUAACAAACUGCUACAGGUGGCUCUCUGGGGGAACAAGUGUGAUUUGUCCAUCUCUGCUGGCCAAGACAACUCACAGAAGGUCAGUCCCAUCGAUUCCCUUGUGAGCCUAAAGCCCUUCAUCCUGGUGGAUCACUCAUCCAUGGUUUGGUCAACUCUUAUUUCCACCCAAAAUUCAGGAAGAACUGGGUCAGUCAGAGUUGACAUUGUUCUAGACAACGCAGGCUUUGAGUUAGUGACUGACUUGGUUCUGGCAGAUUUCUUGGUUUCCUCUGGCCUCGCUCAUGAGAUCCACUUUCAUGGCAAAUCAUUUCCAUGGUUUGUCUCUGAUGUCACAGCUAAAGAUUUUCAGUGGACCAUCCGGCAGAUGAUGGCAGCCAAUCACAUGUGGAUGUCCAGAAGUGGUGUCCAGUGGCAGAACUAUGUGAAGGAAGGUGUGUGGUCCUAUCAUGACCAUCCGUUCUGGACUCAGCCCCAUGAGUUCUGUGACAUGGCAGCUGAUGCUCCUGACCUGUAUGCAACCCUGCAGGCAGCCGAUCUUGUGCUGUUCAAAGGUGAUCUCAACUAUAGAAAGCUAACUGGGGAUAGAGACUGGAAGUACACAGUGGGCUUCCAUACUGCAUUGAGAGGCUUUAGACCAGCACCACUCUGCAGCCUGAGGACUCUAAAAGCCAAUGUCCAGGUAGGUCUGCAGCCAGGCCAAGGCGAGAAUCUCAGCUCUCAAGAAGUGGAUUGGAUGACCAGUGGCAAGUAUGCCAUCAUUCAGUUCAACAGCUCACUUGCAGAACAGUAAGGCGGACCUCUGGAUUUCACAGGGAAGGCAUCUAUAAGAACAUUACACUGUACUGUAACAUAUGCAGGAAUAUCUUUAAUAAUCGUUUAAGCCAUAAGACCAUUUAUUUGAGGUUCUUAAAUGUUGUCUUUGUUCCUCAUUGUUUUUAGCACAUCAUUAUGUUUGAUAAAGUAAUACACAAUAACAGAGGAAAGUAUUUUUCACCCAAGUAUUUAACAUCUUUAUGUACUACUUAAAAUUUUAGCACUCUCACACAGAAACAUUUUCCUGGGAUUGAACCACAGCAAGAUAACAUCCACAGUUUACAAAUGUAUCCAUGGAGACGACAUAACACAUUUUCGAUUGCAAAUAGUUUAUUAUAUGUGGUUGAUGCACUAUUGAGUCAUCAUGUUUACAUGUAUAUAGAGAUUGAGUUGAAAUUUAGCAGGAAUUUACAUAUUCACAUCUGAAACCUACCGCAGCAAUGCAUUUGCAUGCAGUUGAGGAAAGCGCUGAAUGUUGCAGUGAGGCAGUCAUUUUACGUCGACAGAAGGAAGAUGAUUAUAUAAGAAUCAUUCCCAGUCUGUCAGAUGGCACAGUGUAACAAUAACAGUCACAAUGUGUGCAUGUUUAGUUUUAUGAAAAACCCAGACUGCUGUAUAUCUUUAUAGGUAAAAGUGGACAUCUCUGCACGUUGUUGUCAUCUAAAUCACCACUGUCAGUGUCAAUACCUCAAAAAUAAUAGAAACUGGAUUCUUCACAAUGCUGUUGAGGAAAAUGAUAACACUUGGAAUCAUGGGUUUGAUCAAAAUAAAGGACUGCAAUGAUGA
Sphaeramia orbicularis (orbiculate cardinalfish) is the source of this 2263-nucleotide messenger RNA. RefSeq names its product damage control phosphatase 1 (gene dcph1). The coding region runs from base 111 to 1454 and encodes 447 amino acids. Lineage: Eukaryota; Metazoa; Chordata; Actinopteri; Kurtiformes; Apogonidae. Gene Ontology annotation, molecular function: phosphatase activity. Gene Ontology annotation, cellular component: nucleus. Gene Ontology annotation, biological process: DNA damage response. The record is from RefSeq and is a predicted model, not a curated record. The transcript has 5 exons.